Scleropages formosus (Asian bonytongue) is the source of this 5940-nucleotide messenger RNA. It is a transcript of the gene il16, whose product is annotated as interleukin 16. NCBI's taxonomy places the organism in Eukaryota, Metazoa, Chordata, Actinopteri, Osteoglossiformes, Osteoglossidae. The transcript is spliced from 22 exons. Gene Ontology annotation, molecular function: cytokine activity; CD4 receptor binding. The record is from RefSeq and is a predicted model, not a curated record. Bases 172 to 4929 code for a protein of 1585 amino acids. Gene Ontology annotation, biological process: induction of positive chemotaxis; leukocyte chemotaxis.
GGGGAAAAAAUUCCACGCAGAGCAGCAGGGCUUGGACUCUCAUGUGCCUUCAGCACCUAAAGAAGCAGCACGCUUAAACCCACCUGAGGAGCCGUCCGAAGAAUGAGGUAAAUUAAAACCCAGCCUCUUCUGAAGUUGUGCUCUGAAGCUGGAUCCUGUACUCUGCAAAGGAUGAUCAGUAUCCAGCGUCCCUCUCCAUUAGGCGGCCAGGGCGGGAGGAAUCCAUCAGCGGACAUGCCCCACCGAUACACCCACCACAAGAGGAAGGCGAAUGGCCCGGCCAGGAGGAUGGAGCACCGAGCUGCCCCAGGCAGAGCCGGCCACGGUUCCAGGAAGCUCGCCUUCAUCUCUAGGUCUCUCAUCCUGUGCCACACGUUGCCCAGCGAUGAUGGCUCCAGCCCUGAGGAGAAAUACGGCAGCUCCUGGGACGGGGAGCCGAGGAGCUGUGGGGGGAAGUGCGAGGAAGCUCUAUCCUCUGCUGGGCGGACGGUGUCUUCACAGAAGCCGCCGCAAGGACGCCCACUUGCGGUCCUCAGCAAUCCUAAGAGGGGCAUGAGGAGGACCUUCUCCAUUAAGGGACACAGUAUCUGGAGAAUGUGCAUGGCCAAGGAAGAAGGCCUUGGAGUGCAAACCUGCCAUCAUAACUGUCGGCCCUCUGAUGGUCGUUUUACUGUAUGCCAUAUGAACAAUGGAGGGGCAGUUCACAGGAGCAGUUACCUUCUGUCUGGGCACGAAAGUGUGACACCCAAUAACCAGUUCCUCAAUGGACACUCAAAGCCGGAGGAAAGAUUGGAAGAGAUGCCAGUCACCCGGGCAGCUAAUACAAUGACCUGCAGUGAUGAUUCUUCAACGAGUGAAAACAGCACUGCAUUGGUCAGUGUUGGGGCUCCUCUCACAUCUCCAGCAGAGAGAGAAGAGAGGAACUUCUUGACCAGCCUUGGUGAAAGAGACCACUUGAUCAAAACAGUGAGCCUCAAGGAGCCCAUUGCGGAAGUAACCGGGGAGACUGCGGACAGUUCUGAUGCCGAAAAAGCAGAGAAGAGCUCACAUAACCAGUCGUCCAAUCAGAGGACACGGUCUAAUUCCACCAGCGUAAAUCCUUACUGGAUAGGUGACUUGGAUUCGCUCAUUCUGAAGACACCAGAGAUCUACAGAAGCCAUCCUCGGGGGAAUGCCGGCUUUUAUGGAAACAGGAAGUCUCUGUCUCAGCAGCUGGAAUUUCCUCAAGGGUUUGCUCAGGCUGUUCCCAGACCUUCUCGUUCAUUAAGUUCAGCUCACCUGGUCCACUCCAGCAGCAGUACACAAGCCUUCAUGAUCUGCAACAUUGUCCUGAUGAAAGGCCAAGGCAAGGGCUUGGGCUUCAGUAUAGUCGGUGGGAAGGACAGUGUGUGUGGGCCCAUGGGAAUCUAUGUCAAAACCAUCUUCCCAGGUGGAGCAGCAGCAGCUGAUGGGAGAUUGCAGGAAGGUGAUGAAAUCCUGGAGCUGAAUGGAGAGUCUCUGCAUGGCUUGACCCAUGAAGAUGCUUUGCAGAAGUUUAAACAAAUAAAGAAGGGCCUGCUGACCCUGGUGGUGCGGACAAGCCUGCGCAUGGGAGCACCGACCAGCCAGGCUCAGGCGUCCCAGCUCUGCCGCUCCCGCUCCCUAAGCUCCAGCACAGGCAUCAGCAGGGCCAGUGCCGACAUGGGGGACUGCAGUUUCCUAGCUAACCCUGCCAAACCCAAGGAUCGGAUUGUGAUGGAAAUCUCACUGCAGAAAGAGAUGGGUGUAGGUUUGGGCAUUGGACUUUGCUGCGUGCCUUCUGGAGAAGGAUGUCCUGGCAUCUAUAUCCACACUCUCUCACCUGGUUCGGUGGCACACAUGGAUGGCCGACUCAGGUGUGGUGAUGAACUCAUUGAGAUCAAUGACACUGUGGUCUACAAUAUGACUCUGAACGAAGUCUAUACAGUGCUGAGCCAGUGUAGCCCAGGCCCAGUUCACAUCAUCAUUAGCCGGCACCCUGACCCAAAGGUCUCUGAACAGCAGCUGAAUGAAGCAAUUGCACAAGCUGUGGAAAGUAGCAAGAUGAAAAAAGAUAAGAGCCAGUGGUGCAUGGAAGGCCUAAAAAGGCUCGCUCCCUGCUCGCACGCAAAGCAGAAGUGUGACAAGUGCAUCGAACGGAGCUUCCUCCAGCUCCAUGGCCGCCGGGGCCAGAAGGCAAUGACUCGAUCUUGCAGCGACAGCACGUACAACCACCGCUUCCUCUGUGGUUCCUGCAGUCUGGUCCACAGUUACCAAAGGCCAGACCCAGAGGCCAGAGUGCACAGUAUGGACAUUCCCAUGCCAGGGUCACCUGUGUCUGGCAGUGAGCCCUGGCCUGAGGGGAAAUCGUGUCCCUUUUACCCCGUGGAGGAUUACAAUAUACCCUACAGUGCCUCUGACAAAGUGCCCAGUCAACACCCAUUAGACUUGGCAAAUACAAACUCAAAGGCUUCAGACAUCUCAAACACAGAGUCUUUCAUCAACUCACAGGAGUCCAGCAGAGAUUCCCCAGAUAGGGAAGAAGACUGGCUUCCCUCCCAGUCCAGCUGCCAGGAAGCAGCAGAAAAACUCUCAGAGGGAACUAAAGCUGCAGACAUCUCUUCUGUCACUGCUGCUUCUGAACGAGCAGGACUCUCCUUCAGAGAAGACAGAAAGCACAAAGGUCCCAAGUCUUCCGUUCACGUCUUCUCCCAGAGCAAGAGGCCGACACUGAGAAGACAGGCCCACGUGGAGCUCCAGGACCACAAGCCACAGGACCCCUGGGUGAGGAUCUCCAACUGUACAGAGGAACCCCACAGUUUAGCCACCAUGAUUGAGGACAACGAGACGGCAAACCUCAAUGGCUCAGCACCAUCUGAGAGCUCUCAGUCAACCCAGUUGCCCUCUGCAGCCAAAGAGGAUGAGCCCCCGAAUGUGAAAAAGGGACCACCCGUGGCCCCCAAGCCAGUGUGGAUUCGAAAGAGCCUGAAAGGAAGUGAUGGUCGACAAGAUCUUACCAAACCCCUAGACAGAAACACGUCUGAUGUGGGGAAAACCUUUGGAGUGAGCUUAAGGACUACAUCCUCAAACUCAAAUUUGUCCUUCAAACAGAAAAUCCACUCUUUUGAGACCUUUUCCAGCCCAGAGCCACCAGAGAAGGGCCCCCGGAGGCUGGCUCCUUCCUCGUCCUUCCCUUUUGUAGACAAGUCCCGUCUAGGUGACACAGGAAAUGGUGGAAGAAGCAGAACUACACCGACCAGCAGAGCUACUGAAGCUACAGUGUCUGGCAGAGCUAUAGUGACCGGUGAAGACAUAGUGAUCAGUGAAGCUACAGUGACCAGUGAAGAUAGAGUGACCAGUGAAGCUACAGUGACCAGUGAAGAGAGAGUGAGCAGUGAAGCUACAGUGACCAGUGAAGAGAGAGUGAGCAGUGAAGCUACAGUGACCAGUGAAGCUACAGUGACCAGUGAAGAUACAGUAGCCAGUGACCUCACAGUGACCAGUGAAAUCACAUUGACCAGUGUCACUGAUGAGGGGAGGGGCUCUGUACCUGCAGCCACCCAACAUACAAUGAAGCCAUUUGUGGGUAUGAGUACCAGCACAGCAGCAGGCCAUUCAGAGUGCGUGACAGAAGCUUCAUCCAAUACGGUCACACCUACCCCAGAAGCAACCACUGCAGAGACUGCUUCACUUCACUGCACUUCUCCUCCCAAUGUUCUCACCUCAUCUCCAACCACAACAGAUGACAGCUGUCAGACUGACCCCUCAGAUAAGCCCACCUCCUUCAAAACACCUGAUGUCACUCUCAAGCAGUCGAGUUUACGGACAAGGAGUCUGCCACUGACCACUUCCUCCUCUUCAGAUACCUCUGCUUCUCGAGCCCUUGACGAUGAAAGCAUGGGAAAGAUUCUAUCCUUCAGCAACCAAGUGUCCCACGCGCUGAUCCGUUCUAUGCGCUCCCUACCUCAGUCACCAUGUUUUUGGCUUGGUAGUCCAUGGAAUUCCCCUCCAGGCUCCCUGCUGGUAAAGCCACAAGAAGACCCCGUUGUGGCAGAAAGCAACCCCCUGUCCCCUGGAGUUGACAGCAGUGAAAGGGGAUUCUCUGUGAGUCUGGCAGAGCUCCGGGAACGCACCAUUGAGAGAGGAUCUGACAGAGGUGAGGAGACCACCUGGGAGCGUGCCCUCCCCAAUUCCUCAUCCAGCUGUGCACAGUCAGUCAUUUCAGUCAUCCCGUCUGAGGAAAUUGAGAGGAUGAUCCAGGAGGUCCAAGCCUUGGAUGAGGAGACCCUAAAACAAUUUGAGGACAUCCAUGUUAUAAUUUUACACAAAGAAGAGGGAGCAGGUCUGGGCUUCAGCAUCGCUGGAGGGAUAGACCUUGAGAACAAAGCAACCACUGUUCACAGAGUGUUCCCAAAUGGACUCGCUGCCCAGGAGGGGACCAUAGAGAAGGGAGAUGAAGUGUUGUCCGUCAACGGGCAGACACUGAAGAACAUGACGCAUGCUGAUGCCACUGCAGCUUUACGACAGGCCAGGAUGAUGAAGCAGGCUGUGGUGGUUAUACGCAAGGCAGGCGAGGGUGAACAAAACGCAAGCUGCCCCAACAAUGCAGCCAGCAGUGCCACAGACCCGACCAGCACAGAUGAGGAUGGAGAAAUUCUAACUAUUGAACUGGAGAAAAAUGCAGGAGGAGCAGGUUUCAGCCUGGAAGGUGGCAAGGGUUCCAUCAAUGGAGACAGAGCACUAGUCAUUAAAAGUGUCUUUUCAGGUAGUGCUGCAGAACAGCGUGGAAUCCAGCCUGGUGAUGAGAUACAGCAGGUUCAGGACACCACACUGCAAGGACUCACGCGGUUCGAGGCCUGGAAUAUCAUUAAAGGCCUGCCGGACGGGCCUUUCACUGCUGUCAUCAGAAGGAAGCGGGGUGAAGGGGACUGAGUUAGAACAUGUCACAUGCUGCUGGACUGAGACCCCACAACCAACAAGGCCUGGGGGAAAAAAAUCAAACUGCGGACAUUGGUCUAUAUUAUUGGUUGACAUCAGUCUGCAGCAGGAAACUUGAUAAUGAGUGCAUCAGUCUUGCUAUCUUUACUAUACAAACUUGCAGUAAAAACCAAGAGUAAAUUUUAUUUUGCAUUUAGAAGAAACUUGUCUACAUUGCUUUUUCAGAUGUUAAAAAGGAAGAUAGCUGUGGAAUUUUCCAGAUCGCUUUUUGUUUUUUACAUACCAGUUUGCACAAACUAACCGCAUUUCAUCACGAUGCAAAAGAAAUUGCUAAAUCAUUUUUAGCUUUUACUGACCAAAGUCAGAUAUUAGUCUCCUUCUGUUACUUUAGUACUGUAUAUCUCAUUACGUUAGCAUACGUUAUGAAUAGCAAUGACAAUAAUGUAUCCUCUGGACAGUAAAAAAAAAAUUGAACACAGGUGAUGCCAGAUUACGCAUUUCAACAAAUCCGGAUUUACACGUGAGUAAAAAAUUUAAAUGCCGAAUUGUUUAAAUGUGAUGCACAUACAAGUAUAUCACGCAUAACCUCUCGAAAGGUGCAGAACGUGUAAAUGGUCAAGUAGAAAUAUGAAAAUGUGUUAAAUAUUUUGUGUAGCGCAAAUAAACACAAAGUGGAAGUAAAAUGUAUAAUUCACAAAGAUUAGUGUUUUAGAGGCUUGGCUGCACUUCAUUCAAUUCACAAAAGUAAAAAAAAAAAAAAAAAAUCCCAAGACAGAACAUCUAUUCUUUCCUGCCAGUUAUCUUGUAGAAGCAUCAAAUACACACUAUUCACUACACCAUCCAGAAAUGUAAUUUUAACAGACUUUCCUUUAACAGCAUUAGUAAACUUUGGAAUUAAAUCUGAUGGUGGUGAAUAAGAAAUUAUAACAACUAGGUAAAAAGUGCAUGUUCAGUAUUUUUCGUCAGCAGCUGCAAAUUAUUUAAUUUGAUGUUCGAAACAGCAAG